Messenger RNA from Nannizzia gypsea CBS 118893, 405 nucleotides. RefSeq lists its product as hypothetical. The transcript has 2 exons. Gene Ontology annotation, cellular component: nucleolus. The coding region runs from base 1 to 405 and encodes 134 amino acids. The record is from RefSeq and is a predicted model, not a curated record. NCBI's taxonomy places the organism in Eukaryota, Fungi, Ascomycota, Eurotiomycetes, Onygenales, Arthrodermataceae.
AUGGCACCGUCCAACGAGUAUGCAGUAAGUGGAGGAGGCCGGUUGAAGAUCAAAGGCUCCAAGGUUCAGGACGGGCGUGUGGAUAAGAAGAAGAAAAAGAAGAAGAGAGAUAAGGAAAAGGAGGCAGGCGUUGCUGUGAGAAAGGAGGAAGAAGAGGAGGAGGACGGAGAUGCAGCUGUUGGUGAAGGGUCGAGCGCAAAGGGGGAAAAGGAUAGCCGGAGUCGGAGUGUGAGCGAGCUCCUUGAGGGCGAUGACGGGAAGACUGAAGCUGAGAGGAGGCAUGCUGAGGCAAAGCGGAAGCGGCUCAACGAACGACUGAAGCGAGAAGGCGUCAAGACACACAAAGAGCGAGUGGAGGAGUUGAACAAGUACCUCAGCAACCUGAGCGAACAUCACGACAUGUAA